Molecule: messenger RNA, 1832 nt
Organism: Mytilus californianus (California mussel)
Lineage: Eukaryota; Metazoa; Mollusca; Bivalvia; Mytilida; Mytilidae
Product: glycerol kinase-like
Exons: 18
Coding region: 63-1703 (546 amino acids)
Biological process (GO): triglyceride metabolic process; glycerol-3-phosphate biosynthetic process; glycerol metabolic process
Cellular component (GO): mitochondrion
Molecular function (GO): glycerol kinase activity
Source: RefSeq, a predicted model, not a curated record
UUUUUUCUAUUGCAUCAAGCGACAUUUUGCAUUGAUAGAAGCAGGUUUUGUUUUUAUGCCUGAUGAUUAGAACGAUGCCGACAGAAAGUUAUGUUGGUGCUGUUGAUAAUGGAACGAGUAGUUCCAGAUUUCUGAUAUUUUCCAGUACAACAGGAGAGCUAAUUACAUAUCACCAGACUGAGAUGAAACAGUAUUGUCCAAAAGAGGGAUGGGCGGAACAAGAUCCUAUGGAUAUACUGAAUUCUGUUAUUGUAUGUAUUGAUAAAGCUGUAGAAAAUCUGAAAGCUUUUGAUAAAGACCCAGCAUGUAUAAAAGCUAUUGGCAUAACUAACCAAAGAGAAACCAUUGUGGCAUGGGACAGAAAAACAGGGAAACCAUUAUAUAAUGCUAUACUCUGGUUGGAUGUAAGGACAUCUUCAACAGUAUCAAAGUUAAUAGCAAAAACACCACAGAAAAGUAAAGAUUCUUUGAGAAAAUACUGUGGUUUGCCUAUUACAACAUAUUUCAGUGCUGUAAAACUGAGAUGGCUUCUUGACACCAGUGAAGAAGUGAGGAAAGCUAUCAAAGAUGGCCGAUGUCUGUUUGGAACAGUUGAUUCUUGGUUAUUGUGGAAUUUCACUGGUGGUAUAAAUGGUGGGAAACACAUCACAGAUGUUACCAAUGCUAGUCGCACAAUGUUAAUGAAUAUUCAUAAUCUGCAGUGGGAUGAUUAUCUGUGCCAAUUUUUUGACAUACCAAAGGAGGUAUUACCAGAAAUUAGAAGUUCUUCAGAAAUAUAUGGAAAUAUGGAAGUUAGCGUACUUAAAGGGCUUCCCAUAGCAGGGAUAUUAGGGGACCAGCAAGCUGCCCUGGUUGGACAGCUGUGUUUUAAACCUGGCCAAGCUAAAAACACAUAUGGCACUGGUUGUUUCAUGUUGAUGAACACAGGUACUGAGGUUGUACAAUCGGAGCAAGGACUUCUUACAACAGUAGGUUACCAGUUUGGAAAAGGGAAGCCAGUUGUUUAUGCAUUAGAGGGAGCCAUAGCUAUUACUGGUGCUAGUGUAAAAUGGUUAAGAGACAAUCUUGGCAUCAUUAAAACUGCUUCAGAAGUAGAAACAUUAGCACAGAAAGUAGACAGUACACAUGGCUGUUAUUUUGUACCAGCAUUCUCAGGAUUGUUUUGUCCUUAUUGGCAGGAUGAUGCAAGAGGAAUUAUAUGCGGACUUACACAGUUUACUACCAAAGAACACAUUGCUAGGGCAGCUUUAGAAGCUGUUUGUUUUCAGACAAGGGAGUUGCUUGAAGCAAUGGUAAAAGAUAGUAAAAUCCCGUUAGAGUCGUUACAAGUUGAUGGUGGGAUGACAAUGAACAAUCUAUUGAUGCAGCUACAAGCAGAUUUAAUGGGCAUUGGUGUUGUUAGACCAUCAAUGCCAGAAACAACAGCAUUAGGAGCAGCUAUGGCUGCUGGGUCAGCCAUUGGUGUCUGGGAUAUCAAUAAUACAGCAGUAAUUACAACAGACUUAUUUAAUCCAUCCAUACCUCAAAGUGAUCGUGAUGAAAGAUUUUCUAGAUGGAAAAUGGCUGUGGAAAGAUCUAUGCAUUGGGACAUCAAACCAGAUACAGUGACAAGAAGAAGUUUUUGGGAUGUGCUUGGACCAGGACUAUACUUUUGGACAAGUUUAGGGGUGCUUAUAAUUGCUAGUCAUUUACACAGUAGGUGAUAUCACCUGCCAUAGUUUUUAUAUAUCACAAUUUUAGAGAUUUAUACAAUUGUUAUUGUUUUGUUUUAUAUACAUAGACUUUAUAUUAAAUAAUUCUGUGAACCAUCUCAAUAAAGUUUUUGAAAAAAA